Xyrichtys novacula (pearly razorfish) is the source of this 3227-nucleotide messenger RNA. The record is from the annotation of a GenBank genome assembly. NCBI's taxonomy places the organism in Eukaryota, Metazoa, Chordata, Actinopteri, Labriformes, Labridae.
AUGAGCAAUUUUGGACCAAUCCUGAAGGAAGUCGGGGAGUUUGGUUUAUUUCAGAAACGCUUGGUCGCCGUUUUAUGCAUCCCAAGCUUUUUUGUUGCCUUUGACGUGAUAGGUCAAGUUUUUACAGGCAUGAGUUUUGAGCACAGUUGUAACACUGACUGGAUCUUGGAACGAGGGCCAAACCUGACAGAGGAGAGACAAAGAAAUCUCACGUUGCCUGUGAACAAGGAUGGAGAGUAUGAAAGCUGCAAAAUGUUCACACCUGUGGAUUUGGAUUUGGAAACCAUUGAGGCUUAUGGGAUUAAUGGUACAACAGGGUGCACUGAUGGAUGGGACUAUCAGGCACCCAAAGGGGCUUCUAGUAUUGUGACUGAGGUGAGCACUGAAAAUAAUAUAUAACAUAAGUUUGCUGUUGAGCCUGUGAUUCUUCUGACUCUGCUUCACCUCGUCCUCUGACCCUCAGUUUGAUCUGGUUUGUGGCCAAAGUGGUUUGAAUGAGGCAUCACAGUCUAUUUACAUGGCAGGUUAUCUGGUUGGUGCUGUGGUGUAUGGCGCCAUUUCUGACAGGUGAGUAACAGUCAAACUGCCUGUCCAUGGCAAAAAAAUAAUUUCUGAUAUAUUGGUUAUGUAGUGGCAUGUGAUGAUUACCAACUGAAGGAAAGGUCACCUCAGUCAAAGGAAGAUUUAAGGUCAGUAAAAGGCGUAAAAGACAAUUUAUCUUGUUUAAGAGCUCAGCAGAUGGGUAGAUCAGAGCUGAUGUCCCGAAGGAUAGCAUCAUUAAUCAAAAGCCAGUUACAAAACCAGUCAUUUCUACUCGCAUGAGAAAAACAGGGCAAUUCCUAUUGUGUCCAUAGAAACAUGACAUACUUUCCUCUCUUGUAGGUUUGGGCGACGCUUUGUAGUCCUGCUCUCAUUGUUUGUAACUAUGAUAUUUGGAGCUGGAUCGGCUUUAUCUCCAAACAUCUACGUUCUCUUGGUCCUAAAAUUUUUUUGUGGGACUUCAGGAGGUGUCACGAUCAUGAACACAUCUGUGCUGGGUAAGUACACAGUCAUCUUUUUUUUUGUUGUUUGAAUAUUUGCCAACUUGCUAAUGCCGGCCAUAAUUAGCAUGAAUAAGCACUUUUCUGUGUGUCAAAGAUUUCAGUCCACUUGGUUUGAAUGUAGACCGUUUGACUAUACAGUACAGGUACGUCACAUACAGUGGGUAACAUUCACAAACAGAAUCAACAGCAUCAGUAUCAAGUGCAUGAAUAAAAUAAAGAUGGGUGCAUUUUGAUUGCGAAAGCAUGAGUAGUGCUAGUCUGCUGCUUUUACAGUUUUUGGGGAACAUGAGCAUAGAUCUAAAGUGUGAGACCACAGUCAAGAAAACCAAACAUUUAAAAGGGAAGAAUAUUCUCAUUUCAUCUAAGUAACAUUCAGUUUUGGAUGCAAUUUUGAAACUCAUAAUAGGUAAGUUUGGCAAAGAUUUUGGAAAGAGUUACACUUACAUCCAUCCACCCAUCUUCUACUACUUAUCCGGGGUCAGGUUGUCAGGCAGCGAGGAAGCCCCGAAGUGUUCGCCAUCAUAUCAAGAGUUAUACGAUAGUUUCAAAUUUAUCUACACAAAUAAGACAAACUUUUUGGCUUUUUAUGACACAAUCAGUCUGAAAUACUAUAACUUUAGAAAGGUCAGAACUAAUGCAAACUACAGUGUCGUGGUCUGUAAAUUGGUGAAUGCAAAAGAAUGUACAUUUUUGUUAAAAGAAUGCUGUUAAAUUUGAUGGUAAUGAAUUAAUCUCUGCAAUGAUUUUUUUGUCUUUUAGCAAUUGAAUGGACUGAUCCCUCAAAGACGGCCAUUUGCACAGAGAUCAUUAUUAUUGCCUUUUCUGUUGGACUGAUGUUGCUAUCCGGCAUUGCAUAUUUAAUCCAAGACUGGAGGCUCCUGCAGUUGGUGCUCUGCAGCCCUGUUCUCCCAGUUCUAGGAUUCCUAUACUGGUCAGCAGCCUCCAAGUCCAUAUUAUGGUCUUAUUUGGUCUCCAAAGUACAGAUUGCCAAAGAAGUCAUGAGUAAAUCUUAUUAUAUAUACUUGAUUAUCAUUCUGUCUUUUUAAAGGUAUCUUCCAGAGUCAGCUCGCUGGCUCUUGACCCAUGGCAGGAAGGAGGAGGCACAGAAGGUGCUGGAGAGGGCAGCCAGGGUGAACGGGAGGAAGGUACCAUAUGAUCUGAUCAACCAGGUGAGCUGCAUGAAUGAGACUGUAGAGUUUAUCAGAAAGAAAAAAAGAACAUUUAUGACACUGAUAUUUUCUUUUACUUGAUUAGGUAGAUAUGAAGAUCACAUCUAAAAGGAAGAACGUACUGGACCUCCUUCAAAUACCAUACUUGAGAACAAGAACCCUGAUAUUGUGCUUUAUGUGGUAUGUUAUCUACAGUUAAUGUUAUUGUUUAGGAAACUAUCUCUCUGGGUCAGUUAACUGAUCUAAUCUCUUCAUCUCUGACUCUAGGUUUGCAGCAAGUUUUCUAUACUAUGGACUGAGCUUGAAUGUUGGAAGUUUUGGCCUGGAUAUCUACUUGACACAACUCAUCUUUGGUUUUGUGGAAAUUCCUGCAAACUUGAGUGCUUUGGUAUUUAGUCAAGUUGCAGGAAGGAAGAAAUGCAUAUCCUUCUUUGCAAUUUUUGGUGGUGCUACCUGCCUUGCUGUCCUUGCUAUCCCAAAAGGUAUGUCGAAGGAUGUUUGCAUGACACAAAAAUAUAUUUUUAAAGUACUGAUUGUUCAAUAUUUUGUGAAUGUUUUAUUUAUGUAUUUUUUUUACCCAUCAGAGCUCCCUGUGGUGACCACAUGCAUAGCUGUAUUUGGGAAAAUGGCUGCAGCUGCUUCAUUUGGCACAGCUUACAUUUACACUCCUGAGUUGUACCCAACUGUCUUGAGGUAAAGCCAAACCUUUUGCUUCUGCUCACAAUAACUAAAUGAAGUUGUACUCUGUAGGCAAAUUCAUGGAUUGAAUCAUUUUCAUCAGUGUGGGACUGAUCAGUCUAUUGUGUCUUCUGGUAGGCAGUCAGGUGUAGGUCUGAACUCCAUGUGUGCUCGAGCAGCGGGCAUCCUUGCACCCCUUGUCAGACUUUUAGAUGUCUUCCAUUACACCAUUCCCAUGCUGAUAUACGGCAUCGUACCCAUUAUUGGUGGAGGUUUCUGUUUGUUACUGCCUGAAACCCUCAAUGUUCAACUUCAGGACCAUACUGAGGACAAGUAA